Molecule: messenger RNA, 3724 nt
Organism: Pristis pectinata (smalltooth sawfish)
Lineage: Eukaryota; Metazoa; Chordata; Chondrichthyes; Rhinopristiformes; Pristidae
Gene: prpf39
Product: PRP39 pre-mRNA processing factor 39 homolog (yeast)
Exons: 14
Coding region: 60-2213 (717 amino acids)
Biological process (GO): RNA processing; mRNA 5'-splice site recognition
Cellular component (GO): U2-type prespliceosome; U1 snRNP; commitment complex
Molecular function (GO): protein binding
Source: RefSeq, a predicted model, not a curated record
CGCCUGCGUGUCAGGAGCGCGGGCGGGUGGGCGCAGCCACGGCGUUAACGGACCGCAGGAUGGCGGCGCGGGGCUUAAGUGAGACAGCAUUGUCGCAGAACGAUGGACUUGCUUCCAUUGAUGAAAGUGACUUGUAUAAAAAUAUCUCCACCACAAACAAUUCUCUUCCAAAAGAGAUGCUCGUGCCAGACUCUCAGCACUCCGAUACAGAUGAGAUCUCAACUUCUGAACCACAAGCUUUAGUAAGUGAAAAUAAAGUUAUUGAACAGGAAACUAGUAUGGAGCCCUUUACAAAUUUGCCACAAUCAUUAGCAGUGCAAGUGGAAUCUCCUGAAGGUUCAGCAUCAAUGGACACUGAAUCUCAAGCUGAGAAUUCUUCACCAGAUAGAAUAGUGGAAGAUAUAGAAAAUGCAGGACUUAAUGAUUCUGAAAUUCCCUUUCCUGCGGAAUAUGAAAAGUUUUGGAAGGUGGUUGAAGACAAUCCCCAGGACUUCACAGGUUGGACAUAUUUGCUGCAAUAUGUAGAGCAGGAGAACCACAUUCUGGCAGCCAGAAGAGCUUUUGAUCAUUUUUUGUCCCACUACCCAUAUUGUUAUGGCUAUUGGAAAAAGUAUGCUGAUCUUGAACGGCGACAUGACAACGUGACAGAGGCAGAUGAGGUGUACCGACAAGGACUGCAAGCAAUCCCUCUUAGUGUUGAUCUUUGGCUCCACUAUAUCAAUUUUUUAAAAGAGACCUUGGAUAGCAACAAUCCAGAGACUGAUGCAAAAAUAAAAAGUGUGUUUGAACAUGCUGUGUUAGCUGCAGGAACUGACUUUCGCUCAGAUAGAUUGUGGGAAACUUACAUCAACUGGGAAAAUGACAGGGGAAAUCUGGAAGAGGUGACAGCAAUUUAUGAUCGUAUUCUUGGUAUUCCAACACAGCUCUACAGUCAUCACUUCCAAAGGUUUAGAGAUCAUGUUCAGAAUCACUUGCCUAAAGAUUUAAUCUCGCCAGAGGACUUUAUUAAACUACGUCAAGAGCUGGCAUCCACAAAUGAACACUUUGACAAUGAUGGUACUCCAAGAAGUGAUGUAGCAGCUGCAAUUGACAUAAAUGAUCCUGCACAAAUUGUUUCUGAAAUAGAAAAUAUGCGCCAUAGAAUUAUUGAAGUUCGUCAGGAAAUAUAUAACCAUAAUGAGAAUGAAGUUAGCCGACGAUGGGCUUUUGAGGAAGGGAUUAAACGACCUUACUUUCACGUGAAGCCGCUGGAAAAAGCACAGCUAAAAAAUUGGAAAGAUUAUCUUGACUUUGAGAUAGAAAAUGGAACCCUUGAACGAGUAGUGGUUUUGUUUGAGAGGUGCCUUGUUGCUUGUGCCCUUUAUGAAGACUUCUGGAUAAAAUAUGCCAAAUAUAUGGAGAACCACAGCAAUGAAGGUGUACGACAUGUUUAUAGCAGAGCAUGUACAGUUCAUCUCUCAAAGAAACCCAUGGUUCACUUACUAUGGGCAGCUUUUGAGGAACAGCAAGGGAACAUCAAUGAAGCAAGAAGAAUCCUGAAAGCAUUAGAAGAAUCUGUACCAGGGUUAGCCAUGGUCCGCUUAAGACGAGUGAGUCUAGAACGUCGCCACGGAAAUAUUGAUGAAGCAGAGUUUCUGCUACAAGAUGCUAUUAAAAACAGUAAAACACCCAAUGAGGCAUCUUUCUAUGCUGUGAAGUUGGCUCGUCUUUUAUUCAAAGUAGAGAAGAGUCUUCCAAAGGCCAGGAAGGUUCUAGUGGAAGCCAUAGAGUUUGAUAAGGAAAGCACCAAACUGUAUUUGAAUUUGUUGGAACUUGAAUACAAUUCAGACCUCAAACUGAAUGAAGAAAACAUUCUGAAUGCAUUUGACAUUGCAAUAAGUAGCUCAAUGCCCAUUGAAACAAGAAUUGCCUUCUCCCAGCGAAAAGUUGAAUUUUUGGAAGAUUUUGGCUCAGAUGUGAAAAGACUCAUGGUGGCUUAUGAUGAUCAUCAACAGCUUUUAAAAGAUCAGGAGUCCUUGAAAAGAAAAGCAGAAAAUGGGUCAGAGGAACCAGAGGAGAAAAAGCAAAGAAGUGAUGCAACAUUGGACUCUACUCAGCUGAUGAGUGGGGACUUGCAGGCUAAUCCAGCUGCAUAUAACUACAAUGCUUGGUAUCAGUACAAUUAUCAAACACCCUGGAACUAUGGGCAGUAUUACCCACCACCUCCUACAUAAUUUUCUUGGAUUUACGAUGGGAAUGAAGAAUUUUUCUUUUGUUUUAAAAGUAAAAAAUGGAAAAUACUGCAUUUUAAUGGAUGUCACCCAAAAUUGUGGAAUUUUUUUUUUCAAUGAAUAAAGCUGGGGAAAAGUGUUUAAUGCAAAAUACUUGAGGUCAGGCAUGGUUUGUAUUCACGUAAAUGAAUUCUCAUAUCUUUUUGAAUGUUUUUUUUAAAUCCUCCUUUAAUUUGUUAAUAGGAAAAUAAAUUUUAAAAAUGUUACAGAGCACCACUGAUGGUAUAGUUUCUUAACGGCCAAUUUUGUGCAAACGUAAGUUUUUGAAAAGUUGCUUAGAAAAUAUGUAAUCUAAUUUCAAAGUACAGCUAGCGUACUUGUAAUUCUAAGAGGUUAACUUCAAAGAAGUAUUUUUCUUUUUGGAUUAAAUUAAAAUUUAAUAACACAUCUGGGAGUCUUGACUUUUCAUGCUUAAGUGUCAGUGAUAAUUCCUGCUUUGUGAAUGUAGUACUCAUCUAUUUAUUAGCCAUCUUAAACAUAGUAAUGCAAUGGGAUAUUGAGGAUAUUUCCCAACCACUUUAGACUACUUUGUUCAAAAUUAAACAUAGAAACUGCUUUUUGUAAAAGCAGUUUGGUGCAAUUCUAGGAACAGUUUUAUUAAAGGGAUUUCUAAUAGCUAUAAUCUGCUAGCAACUUCACAUGUAUGUAAAAAAUGUUCAUGCAAAUGUGCCAUCUAGAAGUUCUCUCAAUUUGGAGCGCUGAGAGGGUAUCAAAUCAAGUCUGAGUACAGUAAAUUUUAAGAUGAACACUGAGAUUUUUGUUUCUUAGACAUAGGGUAUAAGGUGAAUGAUAGCUACAAUGGAUUUUCAGGAAAAACAGGGUAAGCCUGUAAAUUUAAGGGAGUUAUUUUUGGGGUAGGGAAGGUCACUGUAUUCUGGAAGAAUUCAAUUAUUUGAAUCAAAAAGUUUUUUUAAUGUAAAUCAAUUGUAUUACUAUAUCAACCUUGUAUUUGAUUUAGGAGAUUUGCUAAAUGCAUUCCAUUGCAGCAUCCUCAAGACAUAGCCAAUGUAAUCCUACAGUUGUUAAGAGAAAGUUUGAUGCCAAAAGUUGAGCAAUUCUGAGUAAAGAAGGUCAUCUGAAAGUAGGUCACACCAUGCACUAGAGAUAUAUUGUAAGCUAUAGCUCUUUUUGUUCUGAUUCCUAUAAAAUCAUUUGAUACACAUUUGUUUGCAAUAAUUUUUUUUCUGCUGAAAGGAAACACUUUAAAUUAUUCUUUCUUCCUUAUUACCUCUCAGCAGUAAUCAAAAUCCAGGAUUACUAUUUUAGUUAUUGAUAAAGCCAUCUAAAUAUUACAGCUCAAAGUAUAUGAGUGAAUUUUGUCCUUUUUGGAACUAAUCUUGUAGGGGAGCAAGAUCCAUUUUAUAACAUGCUUUUUGGCUGUUUUCUAAAUCUGUUUUCUUUGCAACUGCACCAUGUUAACACUGCUGGGUGAUGCAAAAAUAAAUCUUUUUCUU